CAUACUGAUGUUGUUUUGUAAAUCUUAUUAAAAUCGCAGCGCUGUCUCCCCCCUCUCUGUCCUCUGCAACAUUUCAGCUAGCUGAAGUUCUCUUUGCUCUCCGGUGUCUUUUGGGUCGGUUGAAGGGCUCCGGAGCAGGAAAAUAAAAACCAAACACUCCACAAUGGCGGCAAUUCUCCGGUCCAUUUUAAACAAGAAGGCACCCCUCCAGCUGGGUCGCAUGUGUUACUCCUCCUCCUCUGUGCCCACCACCAAGCUGUUCAUUGAUGGCAAGUUUGUUGAGUCCAACAGCUCCGAAUGGCUCGACAUUCACAACCCUGCCACUAAUGAGGUGGUGGGACGUGUUCCCAAAGCUACCCAGGAGGAGAUGCUGGCAGCUGUGGACUCCUGCUCCAGAGCCUAUCAGUCCUGGUCCGAGACCUCCAUCCUCAGCAGGCAGCAGAUCUUCCUGCGCUACCAGCAGCUCAUCAAGGACAACAUAAAAGAGCUGGCUAAGAUGAUCACUUUGGAGCAGGGCAAAACUCUUGCUGAUGCAGAGGGAGACGUGUUCAGAGGACUUCAGGUGGUAGAGCAUGCCUGCAGCAUCACAUCGCUCAUGCUCGGGGAGACGUUACCCUCCAUCACCAGGGACAUGGACACUUACACAUACCGCCUGCCCAUCGGCGUGUGUGCCGGCAUCGCCCCCUUUAACUUCCCCGCCAUGAUUCCUCUGUGGAUGUUCCCCAUUGGUAUGGUGUGUGGCAACACCUACCUGAUGAAGCCCUCUGAACGGGUCCCAGGAUGCACCAUGCUCCUGGCCAAGAUGCUGCAGGACGCCGGAGCACCAGAUGGCACACUCAACAUCAUCCACGGCCAGCACGCAGCGGUGAACUUCAUCUGUGACCACCCGGCCAUCAAAGCCAUCAGCUUCGUGGGCUCCAACCCAGCUGGAGAGCACAUCUACGAGCGAGGGUCCAAGAACGGCAAGAGAGUGCAGUCCAACAUGGGUGCCAAGAACCACGGUGUGGUGAUGCCUGAUGCCAACAAAGAGAACACCAUCAACCAGCUGGUGGGCGCCGCCUUCGGAGCAGCUGGCCAGCGCUGCAUGGCUCUCUCCACUGCUAUUUUUGUCGGAGAGUCUCGCGAAUGGCUCCCAGAGCUGGUGGAGCGUUCCAAAUCACUGCGCGUCAACGCAGGGGAUCAGCCCGGCGCAGAUGUGGGUCCCCUGAUCUCUCCUGAAGCCAAGUCCAGAGUGGAGUCUCUGAUCCAGAGCGGGGUGGACGAGGGUGCCAAGCUGCUGCUGGACGGGAGAGACGUCCAAGUCAAAGGAUACGAAAGUGGAAACUUUGUCGGACCCACCAUCCUGAGCGCUGUCACGCCGGCCAUGAAGUGUUACAGAGAGGAGAUUUUUGGGCCGGUGCUCGUCGUCCUGGAGGCCGACACUCUCGACGACGCCAUUUCUUUAAUCAACAGUAACCCCUACGGUAACGGCACCGCCAUCUUCACCAGCAACGGAGCCACAGCCCGCAAAUACACACACGAGGUGGACGUCGGCCAGAUCGGCGUGAACGUGCCCAUCCCCGUCCCCCUCCCCAUGUUCUCCUUCACCGGCUCCAGAGGCUCCUUCAGAGGAGACACCAACUUCUACGGCAAGCAGGGCAUCCAGUUCUACACGCAGAUCAAGACUGUGACGUCACAGUGGAAGGCCGAGGACGCCACCCUGACGAGCCCGGCUGUUACCAUGCCAACCAUGGGACGCUAAGCUGACAGCAUUAUCCCUCAGUGACUUCUCAUUUGCCUUAAGAAGAAGAAGCCCAAGGAGGGGAUUGGAGACAUUAAAUUACUUUUUGACAGAUAUUCACACCGGAGAUUUUUAGUUGGUGAUUGUUUUGACUUUGACCAUCUCAGACCUGUUGCUGCACAACACGAAAAUGCAAAAAAAAAGAAAAAUCACCUCAUUUGGAGAUGUGGGAGAUGGUGCUGUGAGCCUCUGUGUGGUUUUGUUGUAUUUUGCACCAGUUUUCUCCAGUUCAUGUCCUUCCCAGGUGAACUACGGUGUAAUCACAGUCAGUCAUUUUUCAUUCUCUGAAACCUACAUUAGAUAUAAAGAGGAUCAGGGAUUCUGCCUUUAAUGUCUUCCAUCAUUUUCCUCUGUGGUUCUUUGUGUAGACACUUUUAAAAGUAGAUAUAAGAGAAGCAAAUGUUACAUUAGAACAGGAGCACACUUUUCUCUGCUGCUCCGUUAAAACUGAAAUAAUGGCUGCAGAUCUCGUCCCCUCUGUAUGUGCUUUUUAUCCUGUCUCCUGUCCAGUGUUGGGACAGACGUGUGUUUUCUGUGUGUUGUAUAGAGGUCCACGGUUUUGUACUGUAUUGUCGGAGUGACACUUUUUCUGAACAUGAAUGGUAUAAAAGUUAAAUUGCAGUGUUUAACGUGACAUGGUUUUGACAUUCAUUAUGAAGAAAGAAACUAUUUGAGCCACUUCAAACGUUGUCCCCCUGACUGACUCAUUAUGUCUCUUGGGUGAAGACAAAGAGGUUACGAUAAGGGUGUUUGAGUCUGUAGUCAACAGUUUGAAUAAAAACACCGUAAUGUGA
Messenger RNA from Plectropomus leopardus (leopard coralgrouper), 2574 nucleotides. Its product is annotated as methylmalonate-semialdehyde/malonate-semialdehyde dehydrogenase [acylating], mitochondrial-like. Gene Ontology annotation, biological process: thymine catabolic process; L-valine catabolic process. Gene Ontology annotation, cellular component: mitochondrion. Gene Ontology annotation, molecular function: methylmalonate-semialdehyde dehydrogenase (acylating, NAD+) activity. The record is from RefSeq and is a predicted model, not a curated record. NCBI's taxonomy places the organism in Eukaryota, Metazoa, Chordata, Actinopteri, Perciformes, Serranidae.